AUGGUCUCUCUCCAGCUGGCACCACUGGUUCGACCAACUCUCCGGUCAGCUCGAGGCUGCUCACAACGACCACUUGCACAACGAUGUCUCACCACAACCCACGCCCGUGCCGCGGAAAUCUCGUCUGAGGCGGCCACCUCGUCGACUCCCGCCGCUGACCCGUCUGCGCAGGGUUCUCGCGAUGCUCCCGCCGCAGAGACCUACAAGCAGUUUUUGGAGAGGAUUGCAUAUAGGUAUCGGGAGGCGCAGCCAUUGAAUUGGUUGUCGGAGACGCCUUUCCCCAUGAACCCUUCCUUCCGCCCACCACCGCCUAUCUCUGAUCUGCAACGAGAGACCAUGUACAGGGAAUAUAUGUCAGACCCGGUCAAGAACAACGUUCGAAUGUUGUCACAGAAGUAUGGUUUGAGCAUCAAGCGUGUUGACGCGAUUCUUAGAUUGAAGGGUCAUGAGCGCGCUUGGACUAAGGGCAAGCAGCUGCAAACUGGAUUCCAAGCCGGCAUGGAGUUACUCCUCAGAGCAACAACACACAAAGCCGCCAGCCAAGCUGAUCGCCGUUAUGAUGUCCAUGAAGCUGAUAUUCUCGAACAAGACGAGAAUCGUGACGCAAUGCGACAGCGAUAUCAGCGAGCAUACUGGGAGUCUGUGCCGGAGGGUAGCUCGGAACCUAUCGUUCCCCGUUCCUUGGAGCACGCACGCGAGAAGGCUAAGGACUGGGCUCGAAAGGCUGAGGAAUUCAAGAGCAUUCCUCAAUUGCUGCAGCGUGUUCCUGAUACACCAUGGAUGAAGCGACCGACUGAGAAGGUGAUCCUCCGUGAGCGCGAAGGACGACCUUCACUGCGCUUCAUCGACGUUGGUACUAAGUUCAUGGACGUCGAUCAGCGCGUCAAGCAGCUCGCGAGAGCUGGCCGUGCGGUGACCCGUCGCCGUGCUGCUGCCACUGCUGCUCGCGAACAGUGGAAAGCCGAGCGUGCUAAGGCAACCGCCUAA
Coprinopsis cinerea okayama7#130 is the source of this 987-nucleotide messenger RNA. RefSeq lists its product as hypothetical. The record is from RefSeq and is a predicted model, not a curated record. The transcript has 4 exons. Gene Ontology annotation, cellular component: mitochondrial small ribosomal subunit. Gene Ontology annotation, molecular function: structural constituent of ribosome. The coding region runs from base 1 to 987 and encodes 328 amino acids. Lineage: Eukaryota; Fungi; Basidiomycota; Agaricomycetes; Agaricales; Psathyrellaceae. Gene Ontology annotation, biological process: mitochondrial translation.